UGUACUACUUUAGUUUGUGUGUGUGUGUUUGUUUCUAUGCAUUUAGUUUCGUUUUCUCUGUACUUUGCCUUCAGAAGUCAGUUUGUGUUUCCUCUGCCUUGCCCUUACAGGAACACAGUCCUCAAUAUCUGUGGAAACAAGCCAGCUCAGGAGCUGAGGCGGAGUGUGUUCAACUUUGACAAGAUUCAGCAGUCGGAAGACUGUCCCUGUGAGGAUCCUGUGACACAGAUACUGGGGGAAACAACAGGUGCGUCCUUCAGUUGACAGGAAACUGCCCUGCAAAGUCUGUGUCUCUGCUUAGUUCAUGUCUGGAUCAGUUCAAUGCGGGGACCACCACAGUGGCUCUGAAACUAUUACAUUCUUCUCAUGCAGGCACCUCCAGCACCGCCUGUACCUCUGACACCCCCAGCACCUACAGUCCUUUCAGCUCCUUCAGUUUCUUCAGUUACAAACGAGUCUGCGCAGGAAGCAAAGACUGGAGGAAAGAGUUCUCCAUCAAGCAGCAUGAACAAGAGGGAGAAGAAAAUGACCAGUUCUCUUCAGCCUUCUGGGGAGAAGGUGAUAGGAAAGGAGGGGAGCCCCGUGGACAAACUAUCCAGACUCCAGCACGAGGUGUUCACGCUCACUGAGGGGCUCAAGUCACAAAAGGAGCUGGUGCGACUCCUUCACAAGGCCCUGGAGGCAGCACAGCAGGAGAAGAGGACCAGCAAACAGUUCCUGGCAGCAGCAGGGGAGCAGGAGCGGCUGGAGCUGGUGCGGCGUACAAUAAGACUGACGUACAAUAAGACUGACAUGACGUACAAUAAGACUGACAUUACAUUUUAUAUAUUCACAAAUAAUGGAUUUAUUUAA
Molecule: messenger RNA, 852 nt
Organism: Acipenser ruthenus (sterlet)
Lineage: Eukaryota; Metazoa; Chordata; Actinopteri; Acipenseriformes; Acipenseridae
Product: TBC1 domain family member 2A-like
Exons: 3
Coding region: 367-852 (161 amino acids)
Source: RefSeq, a predicted model, not a curated record